Zea mays is the source of this 4391-nucleotide messenger RNA. RefSeq lists its product as uncharacterized. The transcript is spliced from 5 exons. The record is from RefSeq and is a predicted model, not a curated record. The coding region runs from base 732 to 4142 and encodes 1136 amino acids. NCBI's taxonomy places the organism in Eukaryota, Viridiplantae, Streptophyta, Magnoliopsida, Poales, Poaceae.
GCAGCGACGGGUCGUUCGGGGUUAGGACGGUGUUCGGUUCAGAGGUUGUUAUUUGGCCGAGUCAGCCUCCACCACAUUAACCUACCCCCCGCGCGACACCUGGUCGGACGCGAAGCAAACGCCCCACCCGCCCAAAUCUCCCCCGCCCGGCCCUGCUCGGCGGCCCGCCGUCCCUCCGGCAGCACCGGAAGAAACUCCGAUUGCGCCCGGCGCCCGCCAGACGCCGGCAAGCGGCAAGGGACUCUCCGCUCUGGCAUCCUCCUGAUGGAGAGUCAGUUUUGAUCCGCGAUCGGACGGCGGGUCCGGCGUGCGCGCACGCCUUCGUGUGCGUAGUGGUUCGGCCCGGUCCGGCGCGUCACGUCAAUGUGUAGGUGCGACCCUGUAGCGCGACGCGGUCUAUCUUUUGAAGCCAGAGCCUCCCCCGGCACCCGCCCUCGCCGUCGGAGCCCCCAUCGAGCCAGUCGCUCUCGAUCCCCCGGCCCUGCUGCUGCCCCUAUCUUCCUCAUCCUCCUCUGGUCUCCACUGCCCGCUUGAUACGGCUGGUGACGCGUUGUUUUCUUCGCCCUCUUCUCCCGCGGUGCGGUGUGGAAAGCGAGCGAGCGAGCGGGAGACUAGUAGGAUCUAUCGGUCGCGUUGGCCCGCCGAUACGUACGCCGCGGGUACCUUCCUUCCGUCCAUGGCGUGUUGGGCUCGGACGGUGGGUUAGCCGCCGGGCGUGUCGCGCGGGGCGUAUGGCCGCCGGUCCAGCCAUGGACGCCGGAGCGGGCGUGAGCGCCCCCACCGCCGCGGCGGACGGGGCGUACGGACUCGCCCGCAUCGUGGCCUGGUGUUCGUCCUCGCCCCUCUUCUUCUGGCUCCUCACCGUCGUGCUCGUCGCCGCCAUCCACAUCGCCUCCGGGUCCAGGCCCUCCGGCUCCAGGACCCAUGGGAAGGAGAGGGAGAAGGAGGAGGAGGAGGAGGAGGAGGAGAAGGCACGCCGCGAUAGGUUCGCGGCUGCCGAGGAGAGGGAGGUGUCGGGCAGGCGAGACGACCGGGUUCUGGAGAUGAUGCGCAGUUUCAGCUUCAUGAAGGCCACCGAGGAGGAUUUCAUGGAGGGCAUGACGGCGUACGAGUGCAACGGCCGCGGCGUCGACGCCGGCUUCGCGCACGGGCUUGUUGCGCCCGAGCCGUUUGCGCCGCCGCCGGCGUUGAUGGCGACGAGCCUCAGCUUCAAGUUUCACCACCAGAUACCUGAAAUUCCAACGGAGACGACGGUGGUUUCGAGGGAAUUCACAGCAGCAAGAGAAGAGGACGGACAAGAACGAGUGGAAGAGAAGGAACCACAAAUUCCCUUGGAAUCAUUGGUUCCGUUGCAAUCUGCAGACAAGCAAGAACACCGACGAGAAGCAGAGGAAACAGAGUUCUUGGUCGAUGAGCAGGUAGAAGAGCAGAGCAGGGAGGCAGCGCCACCGAAGAUCGUCGCGACCACGCACAACUAUCAGUUCUUGACGGAGCGCGACUUCCGGGGGUUCGUCAGGGGGCCGGAGGCCAUGACGGUGCGCGUCCAGGAGUCUUUCGUGCCGCCAUCGCCGCCUGCGGCGCACCAGCCCGAGGAGCGACGGGUGGUCGACGUAUCUUCCCGCACCGGCCGGUUCCUCACGGAGAGGGACUUCCGGCCGGCGAACGACCCCGACGUGUGCGAGAGCGUGGCGUCUUCCGGGAAGCGGACGCCGUCGCUGCAGUCGAAGCCAGCGAGCUCUCCGUCCGUCGCGUACAUGGGCGGCGCCGCCGUCGGCGGGAGGACGAGCUUCGCGUCGGAGUUCUCCGGUUUCGGCGACUCCGACUCCGAGUCCAGCGCCAGCGACGGCUACUCGGUGAAGGAUCUCGCCGUCGACUCCGACAGCGACUGGUUCCUCUCGGAGAAGGACUUCCCGGCGUCCGCGCGCGACUCCGGCAACCUCAAGAGUUACAAAGCCAAGGUGCUCAAGGCGAUCGAGGCCCUGGAGACCGCGGCGGCGGCCAAGCGCGAGCCACCUUACCAGGACUCAGCGACAACAUUGUCGCCGGGCUCGGUCCGACAGGACUCACCAGACACCAUUCCCGAUGGUUCACCGAAGUUCCCUGAGGACAUGUGGUCUCGCAGCCCUUCGCCGGAUGUCGAGUACAAAGAGGACGAGGAGAAGGUAACACGAGAAGCUGAAGCACAGUACGACGGGGACAUCGAACAGAGAAGCACGGCGGAGGAUGAGGGGGGCGUCGACAUGAGCGACGACGAGCACUCGUCGGGCGGCGAGAAGGGAGAAUCUGCGCCAGUCUAUGAUCUAGCUCCUGUUGCUGACAACUGUAUGGAUCAUUCGGAGAAGGAGAUCAUCGCUCUAAAUGAUCACUCGGGAGGUGAAGCUGCUUCUGAUGCGCAAAGAAGUCCAGAGGCAGUCUCUGCGAGACAAUUAGCAGCUGUACCAUCGGAUCAAGCUGCUGGCCCAGCCAAGAGAAGUCCGGAGCCAUCGGAGCAGGAAUUUGUUGGUAUUGUUGAUCAUUCACUUGAGCACAGUUCUGACGACCGGAAAGAAACUGCCAGCGAAAGCGAUCAGUCAUAUGAAAUAGUAUUUGAUGACAAAAGAAAACCCGAACCUCCGGAGACAGGAUUCCUGGAUACAGCAGAGGAAGAAUAUGGUGGCACAAAUGAUCGUUCAAACCAUCUCAUUUCUUAUGAGAAGAAGAAGGUGAGUUUCAGUACUACAGAUGAUCGGCCAUACGCUGCAGUUGCUGACGAGAAGAGCGUCCCAGAGACUCCAGAGCAAGGAUUCAGUCUAACUGACCAUCGAGAUGGAGUAGCUCCUGACGCCACGAACAUUUCAGAGACCAGAGAAGACGAGGAACAAGACAGUGCAGCUCGACAGGCCUACGUUUCAGUCGCCGGGAAGGCAAAGGUGUACGACGAAGAUGGGGAGGAUCCAGAAGUGAGGUGGAAGGAUCUUUCAGCCGAGGAGGAGGACGAGCUGGAGUCGCUGUGGGAGCACCAAGACCUGAUAGAGCAGCUGAAGCUCGAGCUGAAAAAGGUUCGGUCCAUCGGGCUGCCCACGAUCCUCGAGGAGUCGGAGACGCCAAAGGCUCCGAUGGAGGACCUCAAGCCAUGGCGGAUCGAUGCCAAGUUCCUGCGCGAAGACCCCAUGGACGAGCUGAACAAGUUCUACAAGAGUUACAGGGAGAGGAUGCGGAAGUUUGACAUUUUGUGCUACCAGAAGAUGUAUGCGAUAGACUUCCUACAGCUCAGAGGCCCCCAGCAAUCCAGCAACUCUCUAAAGUCCCUGUCGCCCACGGUGGCAUCCAUCCUGUCGCACAAUUUCCGGUCAUCGCGUCGCAGAUCUCCGGAGGACCCGUCGGAGCGGUUCUUGAGGGAGCUCCGCUACGAUCUGGAGACGGUGUACGUUGGGCAGACGUGCCUGUCGUGGGAGUUCCUCCGGUGGCAGUACGAGCAGGCCCGCGACCUCCCGGAGUCCGACCCUUACCACAGCCACCAGUACAACCAGGUGGCCGGCGAGUUCCAGCAGUUCCAGGUCGUGGUGCAGAGGUUCGUGGAGGACGAGUCGUUCAAGGGCCCUAGGCUGCCGAACUACAUCAACAACCGGUGCGUCCUUCGCAGCCUCCUGCAGGUGCCCGUGAUCAAAGAGGACAGCUUGAAGGACAGGAUGGAGGACCAGCGCAAGGGGAACUACGUGAUAACGAGCGAGGAGCUGGAGGACGUCAUGGAAGAGGCGAUGCACAUCCUGUGGGAGUUCAUCAAGGCCGACAGGGUCGAGACGACGACGACGGCGGCGUCCGUGCUCAAGGGCCUGUCGAGCGCUCACGUCGAGCUCCAGGACCCUUCGGACCAUGAUCUCAUGGCGCACAUCCACUCCACGCUACAGAAGAAGGAGAAGAGGCUCAAGGACCUCCUCAGGACCGGCAACUGCAUCGUGAAGAAGUUCAAGAAGCCCAAGGAGGACAGGUCGAACCAGAACCUCUUCUUCUCGCAGGUGGACAUGAAGCUGGUGGCGAGGGUGCUGAGGAUGCCGAGGAUCACCAGCGAGCAGCUUCAGUGGUGCAAGGCCAAGCUCGACAAGAUCGUCCUGGUAGAUAGGAAGAUCCACAGGGAGGCUUCAUUUUUGUUGUUCCCCUGUUGAGAGAGUACGUAUAUAUACUUAUUUUUCUUUUCGAUCGCGUUUGCUCGAUAAAAAAGGGAAUACAUUCACCCAUGUAAUCAGUCCACAGGGUGUAGGAUUUUUUUUAGUGUUUUCGUAAUUCAGUCCUUCACGCAGGUUCGUAAUUGUAAUUGUAACUUGAUAAACAGGCCACAGUUUACGGAGCUCAUGGCGCUUCCAUGAUACCAACAUUACCUAGAAAUUACAAUCACGCCCAUUUUCAAUCUUUUA